This is a messenger RNA of Pyrenophora tritici-repentis Pt-1C-BFP, 2004 nucleotides long. RefSeq lists its product as uncharacterized. The record is from RefSeq and is a predicted model, not a curated record. NCBI's taxonomy places the organism in Eukaryota, Fungi, Ascomycota, Dothideomycetes, Pleosporales, Pleosporaceae.
AUGGGUUUCUUCAAGCGCUUCAGACGUCAUAAGAGCCCCAAGAAGAACGAGUCGCGGACGCGUAACGACUUGUAUGCCGCCGCAACGUACGACUAUCACGGCCCCGACCAGACGCAGCGCCUGCCGGACAAGGUCCUCCGCCGCAUUUUUGAAGAAGUAUGUCCGCAUUCAGCCGACGAGACGCUUGAUGGUAGCGAAGACAGCGGCAACGACGGCUGCAUGAGCUGUGAUAUGCGCGACUUGGCCCAUUGCGCACUGACGAAGCGACAAUGGUACGGUGUCGCUGCUGGUCUACUAUACAACAGCAUACGCAUCGAUGCUGUCCAUUAUUGCGAGCUCGAGGAGGUUUAUGCCGAUCAGCGACGACGCAAGUCACGCAAUGGCGAAGAAGUCGACGCCCCGACCCUUCGCCUCCAGCAGCUCUGCCAGAGCGUGCGCGGAAAUCAGUACCUCGGCCAGCGCGUCCGCUUCAUCAAGCUCCCCUACAUGACUCGUGAGGCCUGCAAAGCCGACCUGGCACGCACCGUAUCAGGCUGCCCAAACCUCGAGUUCAUCGACCUCCCUGAUGGCUUCUACAACGGCGAUGCAUCGUGCCAGCUGCUACGACAGGAGCUGCAGGCACGAUGCCCGCACAUCAAGAGCAUGAAGUACAAUGAAGGUGCAGAACAGUCGUUUGAGACGCUCCUCCAGGGCUACUGGCAGGAGCUUAUCUCGGUUCAGCUCAACAAGAUUCAAAUGGAGCCCAGCAUCCUAAGACAGGCCCUGAGCAUGCUGCCAUACCUCAAGGAGCUCACCAUCAUCGGCGUAUCAUGGCUAAACGACUCGACCUUCCACGACACGCCCGGACUGCCCAACUUCCCUGCGUUGGAGACGCUCAGGCUGGAAAAGACCCACUCCAUCACCGCCAACGGACUGGCCCAGUACCUCUACAAUCCCAUGUGCAGUGCCAGGCUAAGGACGUUGACACUGAAGAAUGUCUCCAGCAUCCUCGUCUCUUCCCUUCACACCGUUCUGCAGGCAGCCGUGAACUUGAAGACGCUCGAGUACACCAUUACAGUCUCUGCCUCGCUUCCCCUGGACCCAAUACCGCCCAUGACGUCUUACACGCUGCACAAGCUCAAUUUUGAGAUCAUUUCGAGCAACACAAACCAGAUGUACCCGCCCGCAGCAUCCCACUACCAGUAUCUGGCCAAGUCGCUCAUGUCCAACUGCCUCCCUGCCUUGCGACAGCUCUACGUGCGUGAUCCCGACUUCCCGGAAAUUCUCACCCUUGCGCCACCAGUCCGUCCGUUUAGCGAAGCACCGCCACCCAUGUUCAACCAGCCCCUCGAGGUCUACUCCAAGGGUCUUGACGAGCUGGAAUGGAUCUUCACUUCGAUUAUUCCCCCAGAGGGGCACGGACGUCGUCCCUCCAUAUCAGGAGGUCGGCCCGUCAGCAGUUACUCGGCGCACAAGGGUCUCGGACCGCAAUGGGGCGGGGAUGCCCGCAAGAGCAUCGUGGUGCCCAAUGGCUUUGGCGGCUUUUUAGCCGUGCCCGCAGACAACGACGGAAGACCGCGAAGUGCUGGGCACAUGGCGCCCCCGGGAGGCUUUGGUCACGUUCACUCCAACUCGCUUGGUGGCAGUCCACGUGCAAGCUGGAUAACGCACGCCGGGCGUGAGAAGCGGGCUUCGAGAGCCGACUUGUGGCGAUGAGUCACGCUUUCAACGCACACAUUUCCUUGAUCUCCUUUUCCUUCACUUCUCCCUUCUGGAUACCCGUCCAUUUCACACCUCUUCUUCUCUUCGUGUGCUGUCUUUUGUAGGAUAUCGGAUAUCAGAGGAGUUUUUUUCUUUUUCUUUUGCUUUGCAUACGGUAUGGUGCAACUACAACGCCGGAUUAUGGGCGUUAACGAAGAAAGCUCCUGGGACAGUCUGUGCUUUGUACAUAGGAACAGAAACUCGGAAGCUAUAGACCCGCUGGAUUGGGAUCUCACAAUUAUUCAAGCAGGAUUGCUUGACUUC